Messenger RNA from Pelagomonas calceolata, 1189 nucleotides. NCBI's taxonomy places the organism in Eukaryota, Pelagophyceae, Pelagomonadales, Pelagomonadaceae. The record is from the annotation of a GenBank genome assembly.
CCUCACAAAACACACGGCAAGGGCUGCCCAUCGACGCCCGCCGACAGCCGCCGAGACGCACCGGUCCACGCCCGUAGCCCCAUAGCUGCGGCAAAAGCAAGCCGCGCCCGCCCGACGCGCCAGUGGCACACUCACAUACACCAGAGACACCAGAGACAACACCAGCAACACCGCGAAGAUGGCCUUCAUCCAGCAGAAGGCCUCGACCAGCCGGGUCAACCCGACGCAGGACGACGAGCAGGUCCUGGAGGCCUUAGUAGGUUUCGACACCGUCUCGCAAUCAACAUUACUCUUAAAGAAGAAGAAGGAGAUGCACCAGGUCGACGACCGGUUAGAUGACGCCAAAGAUGACUACCGACGAAGGGGCGACGCCUGUGAAUUGCGGCGGAAAGAGUUCGAAAAAAGACAAGAGGAGAUGCGGUCGCAAGUUUCCAGAUUUGAGAAGUUCGUCCAAGAAAACGACGCUAAGAGAAGUAGAGCGGAGGCCAAGGCCAAGGGCGAGAAGCGCAUGUUCCUCCAGAAAGUUCAGGAGCAGAAGAGGGGCGAAGAGGAGUUAUCGAGGUUGAAGGUCGAGAAGGACAAGCAGGCCUUGAGACUAAAGAAGCUGUCGUCGUAUCGCGAGUUUUUGGAGCGGACGGUCGACGCCGCGGGCGAGGACACGGAGGAGGUCUGGGAUCUGCUGAAUAGACAUGAUACGUUGCGGAGCGCGAAUACGGAUCUCCAAGGGCAAGUGCAGGAGGGCGAGAAGGCCGUCGACGGCAUGCGGAGCGAUCUGGAUGCCUUGACCUUGAGUGCGGAGAGCGCUGGGUUGAGUCGUAAUAGGGCAGUGACGGGCAAACGAGGAGCCCUGGAAGGCUUCCGGACGUCAAGGAAAGCGCGCGAGGAGGGCAAGGAGGCCGCCGAGGACAAGGCCAAGGAUUCGAUGAGGGAGGAGGCGCAGGUGGUCAUGGCCGCGCGGAACUUGUACCAGCGGUGCGUGUCGACGCAACGGGGCAUGAAGGUCGAAGGCGUCCGCUUCGACGAAUGGGAGAGUCUGGACCAGAAGACGCGUCUGAAAAGGUUGACCGACGCCUUGGAGUUGAUCGGGGACCGCAUCUCCGAUCUGACGGCGAUCCAACGGGAGCACACGGAGGAGGAGCGGGAGAAGGCUCGGCUCGCCGAGACGGGGCCGCGGCAGCUCUACUACUAA